Hevea brasiliensis (rubber tree) is the source of this 1159-nucleotide messenger RNA. RefSeq names its product gamma-secretase subunit APH1-like. The coding region runs from base 70 to 810 and encodes 246 amino acids. Gene Ontology annotation, biological process: protein processing; positive regulation of catalytic activity. NCBI's taxonomy places the organism in Eukaryota, Viridiplantae, Streptophyta, Magnoliopsida, Malpighiales, Euphorbiaceae. Gene Ontology annotation, molecular function: protein-macromolecule adaptor activity. The record is from RefSeq and is a predicted model, not a curated record. The transcript is spliced from 6 exons. Gene Ontology annotation, cellular component: gamma-secretase complex; membrane; endoplasmic reticulum.
GUGCUUUUUAGCAAUUAGCUACCUCGGCUUUACCACGCACAACUUUCAGGUGAGAAGAGAGGAGGGAAAAUGACGGUAGCAGCAGGAAUCGGAUACGCCCUGCUUGCUUUAGGACCUUCUCUUUCACUCUUCAUCUCUGUUAUCUCCAAGAAGCCGUUCUUGAUCCUCACUGUUCUCUCCAGUACUCUGUUAUGGCUUGUAAGUCUCAUUGUGCUUUCGGGAGUUUGGAGGGCAUUUCUUCCUCUAAAAUCAACAGUAUGGUGGCCAUACGCAUUACUUAUAGUUUCAUCAGUAAGUUUCCAGGAAGGGCUUCGGAUUCUUUUUUGGAAAGUUUACAAGCGGUUGGAAGACAUAUUGGAUGCUUUUGCUGAUAGGGUCUCCAAACCACGCUUAUUUCUGACAGAUAAGAUGCUGAUUGCUUUAGCUGGUGGUUUAGGUCAUGGUGUAGCCCAUGCUGUGUUUUUCUGUCUUAGCCUUUUAACACCAGCAUUUGGCCCAGCGACAUUCUUUGUUGAUAGUUGUUCACAGAUUCCAUUUUUUCUUGUUUCUGCUAUUAUUGCGCUUGCAUUCGUUACAAUUCACACUUUCUCAAUGGUCAUCGCAUUUAAUGGGUAUGCAGAAGGGAACAGAAUAGACCAAUUUUUUGUCCCCAUAGUUCAUCUUGUUGCAGGAUUGGUGACACUGGCCAAUUUUGCAUAUGGGGGUUGCAUUGUUGGGAUUCCUCUUCUUUAUCUCAUGGCACUAUUAACCUUAUUGCAUUGUGGGAAAAUGGUGUGGAGAAGAUUAACAGAAAAUGGAAGCACGCAGUGAUUAAUGGUGAACAUAUGUUUGUAAAGUCUCAUCAUCUUUAUUCCAGUCAAUAGUGUGAAUUCCUCCUGUGGAAUUGUACAAUCAAGAGCACCGAAGACUUUACUUUGCAGAUGAAAGACGUGUUUUGUUUAUGUUGCGAGUACACUGCAGGAUCCAAGUACGUACGUUAUUCAAGCUUUAUCAUUACAAAAACCCAGAUGCUCCUGAGACUCAUUCAAAGAUGAUGUUUUGUAAUAGAUUAUGCAGCUCAAGUUCUAAUAUGAAUUCCUAUUUCAGCUUGAAAUCCUUAACUUGCUUUGUGGGAAGAUAAUUUAUAUUGCAAUCGAAUUGUGUAACAUGGUGCCUUACA